Lagenorhynchus albirostris (white-beaked dolphin) is the source of this 4104-nucleotide messenger RNA. RefSeq names its product integrin subunit alpha 2 (gene ITGA2). NCBI's taxonomy places the organism in Eukaryota, Metazoa, Chordata, Mammalia, Artiodactyla, Delphinidae. The transcript has 30 exons. Gene Ontology annotation, cellular component: integrin complex; external side of plasma membrane. Bases 1 to 3540 code for a protein of 1179 amino acids. Gene Ontology annotation, molecular function: integrin binding. The record is from RefSeq and is a predicted model, not a curated record. Gene Ontology annotation, biological process: integrin-mediated signaling pathway; cell-cell adhesion; cell adhesion mediated by integrin.
AUGUGGCCAGGACGGACAGGCGGCACACUGCUGCGGCUGGUGUUAGUGCUCAAUCAAGGCAUUUUAAAUUGCUGUGUGGCGUACAAUGUUGGUCUCCCGGAAGCAAAGAUAUUUUCUGGUCCUUCAAGUGAACAGUUUGGCUAUGCAGUGCAGCAGUUCAUAAAUCCAGAAGGCAACUGGUUACUGGUUGGUUCACCAUGGAGUGGCUUUCCUGAGAACCGAAUGGGAGAUGUGUAUAAAUGUCCUGUUGAUCUAUCCACCACUACAUGUGAAAAACUGAAUUUGCAAACUUCCACGAGCAUUUCCAACGUUACUGAGAUGAAAACCAACAUGAGCCUUGGCUUGACACUGACAAGGAACGUGGGAACGGGUGGAUUUCUCACCUGUGGUCCCCUGUGGGCACAGCAGUGCGGAAAUCAGUUUUACACAACCGGGUUAUGCUCUGAUGUCAGUCCCAAUUUUCAGCUCCUGACCAGCUUUUCACCUGCAGUUCAGACCUGCCCGUCCCUCAUAGAUGUUGUGGUUGUAUGUGAUGAAUCAAACAGUAUUUACCCCUGGGAUGCAGUAAAGAACUUUUUGGAAAAAUUUGUGCAAGGCCUGGAUAUAGGCCCCACAAAGACACAGGUGGGCUUAAUUCAAUAUGCCAAUUAUCCAAGAGUGGUGUUUAACCUGAACACUUUUAAAACCAAAGAUGAAAUGAUUAAAGCAACAUCCCAGACAUCCCAGUAUGGUGGAGACCUCACAAAUACAUUCAAAGCAAUUCAGUAUGCAAGAGAUUCUGCUUAUUCAGCAGCUGCUGGUGGACGACCAGGUGCUACCAAAGUCAUGGUGGUUGUAACUGAUGGUGAAUCCCAUGAUGGUUCAAUGUUGAAAGCCGUAAUUGAUCAAUGUAACAAUGACAAUAUACUGAGGUUUGGCAUAGCAGUUCUUGGGUACUUAAACAGAAAUGCCCUUGAUACUAAAAAUUUAAUAAAAGAAAUUAAAGCAAUUGCCAGUAUUCCAACAGAAAGAUACUUUUUCAAUGUUUCUGAUGAAGCAGCUCUACUAGAAAAGGCUGGGACAUUAGGAGAACAAAUUUUCAGCAUUGAAGGUACUGUUCAAGGAGGAGACAACUUCCAAAUGGAAAUGUCACAAGUGGGAUUCAGCGCAGAUUACUCUCCUCAAAAUGAUAUUCUGAUGCUGGGUGCAGUAGGAGCUUAUGACUGGAGUGGGACUGUUGUCCAGCAGACACCUCAUGGACAUUUGAUCUUUCCGAAACAAGCCUUUGACCAAAUUCUGCAAGACAGAAAUCACAGUUCAUAUUUAGGUUACUCUGUGGCUUCAAUUUCUACUGGAAAAAGUGUCCACUUCGUUGCUGGAGCUCCUCGGGCAAAUUAUACCGGCCAGAUAGUGCUGUACAGUGUUAAUGAGAGUGGCAACAUCACAGUUAUUCAGUCUCACAGAGGUGACCAGAUUGGCUCCUAUUUUGGUAGUGUGCUGUGUGCAGUCGAUGUGGACAAAGACACCAUUACAGAUGUGCUCUUGGUAGGUGCGCCAAUGUACAUGAAUGACCUAAAGAAAGAGGAAGGAAGAGUCUACCUGUUUACUAUCACAAAGGGCGUUUUGAAUUGGCACCAAUUUCUGGAAGGCCCCGAGGGUGUUGAAAAUGCUCGGUUUGGUUCAGCGAUUGCAGCUCUUUCAGACAUCAAUAUGGAUGGCUUUAAUGAUGUGAUCGUUGGUUCACCUUUGGAAAAUCAGAACUCUGGAGCUGUGUACAUCUACAAUGGUCGUGAGGGCACCAUUCGCCUGAGGUAUUCCCAGAAAAUCUUGGGGUCUGAUGGCGCCUUUAGGAGCCACCUCCAGUACUUCGGGAGAUCCCUGGAUGGCUAUGGAGAUUUAAAUGGGGAUUCCAUCACUGAUGUGUCUGUUGGUGCCUUUGGACAGGUCAUUCAGCUCUGGUCACAGAGUAUUGCUGAUGUAUCUGUAGUUGCUUCAUUCACACCAGAAAAAAUCACUUUGCUCAACAAGAACGCUGAGAUAAACCUUAAACUCUGUUUCAGCGCCAAGUUUAGACCUGCUAAGCAAAACAAUCAAGUGGCCAUUGUAUAUAACAUCACAAUUGAUGCAGACCAAUAUUCACCCAGAGUAACCUCCAGGGGAUUAUUUAAAGAAAAUAAUGAAAGGUGCUUGCAGAAGACCAUGAUAGUAAAUCAAGCAGAGAGUUGCUCUGAGUACGUCAUCCACAUACAGGAGCCCUCUGAUGUUGUCAGCUCUCUGGAUCUGUGUGUGAACAUCAGUCUGGAAAACCCUGGCACUAACCCUGCCCUUGAAGCCUACUCUGAGACAGUCAAGGUCUUCAGUAUCCCUUUCUAUAAAGAUUGUGGUGAUGAUGGAGUUUGCAUCUCUGAUCUAGUUCUAGAUGUUCAACAGCUGCCAGCAGCUCAACAACAGCCCUUCAUUGUCAGCAACCAAAACAAAAGGUUAACAUUUUCAGUAACACUGAAAAACAAAAAGGAAAGUGCAUACAACAGUGGGAUUGUUGUUGAUUUUUCAGAAAAUCUGUUUUUUGCUUCCUGGUCCAUGCCGGUUGAUGGGACAGAAGUGACAUGCCAGAUUGCUUCAUCUCAGAAGCCUGUUACCUGCAAUGUGGGCUACCCUGCUUUAAAAAGGGAACAACAGGUGACUUUCACUAUUAACUUCGACUUCAAUCUUCAAAACCUUCAGAAUCAGGCCUCUGUCAGUUUCCAAGCCUUAAGUGAAAGCUACGAGGAAAACAAGGCAGAUAAUUCAGUCAACUUCAAACUCUCUCUGCUGUAUGAUGCCGAAAUUCACAUAACAAGAUCUACCAACAUAAAUUUUUAUGAAGUCUCCUCGGAUGGGAAUAUUCCUUCUAUUGUGAACAAUUUUGAAGAUAUUGGUCCAAAAUUCAUCUUCUUCAUUAAGGUAACAACAGGCAGUGUUCCAGUCAGCAUGGCAUCUGUAAUCAUCCAUAUCCCUCAAUACACCAGAGGCAAGAACCCGCUGAUGUACCUGACUGGGGUGCACACGGACCAGGCUGGUGACAUCAGUUGCAAAGCCGAAAUAAAUCCACUGAAAAUAGGACAGACAUCUUCUUCUGUAUCUUUCAAGAGUGAAAAUUUCCGCCAUGUAAAAGAACUGAACUGCAGAACCGCUUCAUGUAGUAACAUCACCUGCUGGCUGAAAGACCUUCAGGUGAAAGGAGAAUACUUCCUUAAUGUGUCUACCAGAAUCUGGAACGGGACUUUCGCAGUAUCGACUUUUCAGACAGUACAGCUGACGGCAGCAGCAGAAAUCGACACCUAUAACCCUCAGAUAUAUGCGAUCGAAGAAAACACCGUCACGAUUCCCAUUACCAUAAUGAAACCCCACGAGAAAGCUGAAGUACCAACCGGAGUUAUAGUAGGAAGUGCAAUUGCUGGAAUCCUUUUGUUAUUAGCUCUGGUUGCAGUUUUAUGGAAGCUUGGAUUCUUCAAAAGAAAAUAUGAAAAAAUGACCAAAAAUCCAGAUGAAAUUGAUGAGACCACAGAACUCAACAGCUGAAUCAGCCAGCAGUUCCCACUGCAGUGGGAAGGGGCAGCAUCACAGCCAGGGUUUACUAUUCGCAUGAAUGGGUUUCUUAAAAAUCCCAGUGUAACUUAAUAAUGUAAUAGGUAAACUAGAACUGCAGGUCAGUUUGGAAAGAAACUGUGAGGGAUUUGGGAGGGCAGGAGUAUAAAGGGUAAAAGACUAUUUUAUGUUGGGGGGAAAGUGAUCUUUACGUUGGCUGGUCCAGAGUUUACAUGAAAUGCUUCCUAACAGGAGAACUCUUAAAGAAAAAUAUAACCUUUCUCAGAAUAUUUUUUGGGGAAAAGCCCAGUCAUUUAAAAUGAUUGUUUUUAAACAACAGAAGUGGAAGUACUCGGUAUAGGUAUAUAAUUAGCUUGGAUAUAUUGAUGCUGAUGGGCAAAAAAACCCCACAGGUCUUCAACUUAAUGCUGCUUAUCCAAAGUUGCCACAGAGGAUAUUUUCAGUGAUAAUUUUGUUGAUACACUAGGUAAAAUUUGCUGUUGUCAGCCCACAGCUGCUUCCUUCGAGUCCCUUUCUUGAGAUGAUGUACUUAUCAAA